AUGAUUCAGUUCAUCUUCUUUUGUUUUUUGCUAAGAGUCGGAGUCUAUUCUAAGGAGGUGAAUAAUGCUGUUUUUAAUGUGACCCAUAGAAACUUCAUUUAUGAUACGUACAAAUAUGACCAAAUAAUUAAGGUGAUAGUAAAUGACACAACUUCUCAAAUACUGGACUUUUAUGAGGAAUCUGACAAAUGGCGCGGGUACCCUACUCGCGUUCAUGCCGCAUUAAAUGACAGUCUUGAUGGAGAAUAUCCUGUAUUUAUUACUGCUACUCAACAGAAAGGUGUUUCAUCAUGGGAACUUCCGUUAGUGGUGGCGACUCAAAAUGCGGUGCUGCAGUUUGAUGACAUGGCCAGGACCCUGUGUCCUCACGACGCUGGACCCAACAUCACGAGCGAGAAUCGCCCGCUGAUUCAGAUAACCACUUCAAACCCGCGUAACACGUCCUUAAAUAUCAAACUACGGCGCGUCACCGACUUCUACGUCGAACUCAACAAGGAAGUGCAGCUAAAUGUGACACCCAGCACGCCCAAGUACUACUAUUUUUCCUUUGACAAGGAUCCACUGAAUGCGUCCCAAAGCAUAAGUAAAGGCCUCUUACCAAGGUUUAACUACACAAUUCCUAAGAGUGUGAUGUUGAUGUUUGAGUCGGAUGACAACGUGUGCGCCGUCGUCUCUAUACAGAAUAAUUCGUGUCCCGUCUUCGAUAACGAAAAUGAUAUGUUAUAUCAAGGGUAUCACCUCACUAUGAUGACCAAGGGUGGAAUCAGUAUAACUCAAUCUAUGUUUCCAGUUGGAUUCUACAUAGUGUUUAUAGUGAAAGAGAGCAAUGCAGAUUGCACGGGCGUGAGCAAUAUGGAUACCGCCGCUAGUUUGGAGGACUGGAUAGAUGAUGGACGAGUGAAAAGUUUUAGAUUCCGUGUGGUGCCAGCAUUGACUUACACGGAAUAUAUUACGGGCGUAUUGGCGGCUUUGGGCUUAGUGCUGAUGGUGGCGGUGUUCGCGCCUCUGUUGACUUUAAUUCGUUGCUCUUUUACUGAAGAAAUAACAAUUAUUGAAGAGGGACCAGGUACCUCGUCGUCCACAAACGCAACAACGAGUGAAACAAAGCCUAUGGUGCAUGUAGAUGACUCUGAAACUGAUUCGGAACCAGAACUGGAAUCGAGACGGGUGCCUGAGCCACCGAAAGUAGAAGUGGAACUUCAUCCUCCGUUAACUCUGGCAGGACUUAGCAGGGCGAAACCAGCAGCUCAUAGCCGCCGGUCGGACAGGUACUUCUGGAGUGCCCUCACAGUGGCAGUUGUAUAUGCGUUGCCAGUCGUUCAACUUUUGUCUACUUAUCAACACAUGGUGUUCCAGACUGGUAACCAAGACCUAUGCUACUACAAUUUUCUGUGCGCCCACCCUCUGGGAUUCUUAUCUGACUUCAACCACGUAUAUUCCAAUGUGGGCUACGUGGUGUUGGGACUAGUAUUUAUGGCGCAGACUUGGUGGCGACAGAUAAACUCGAGGAAUCACCCCAAGGAGCUGGGCAUCCCUCAACACCACGGUUUGUUCUACUCUAUGGGUUUGGCCUUGAUGAUGGAGGGUUUGCUGUCAGCCUGUUAUCAUCUUUGUCCCAAUAAAAUGAACUUCCAAUUUGACUCGUCGUUCAUGUACGUGAUAGCGGUAUUAGUUAUGGUGAAGCUCUACCAGAACAGGCAUCCCGACGUCAACGCGAGCGCCCAUUCCACAUUCAUGCUCAUCGCAGUCGCCAUGUUCACUGGUUAUUUCGGUAUAACGUACCCGAGCCUGUACUUCUGGGUUAUAUUUACCAUCGUGCACCUCACGGUGUGUUUCGUUCUCACGAUGAAGAUUUAUUACGUCGGACGCUUCAAACUGGAAUGGUCGUUACCGAAACGUGCGUGGACCGCCCUAAGGACGCAUGGUCGAUAUACCUUCGUGCCGCGCUACACAGCACGAGCUGUCCUACUCACAGUCGCCAACCUUGCUAACUGGGCCCUCGCUGCUUACGGAAUGUACGAACACAACAAGGACUUCGCUCGGCAUUUGCUCGCGAUACUUAUGGGCAAUGCAAUCUUACACAUGAUGAGUUACGUAUUGAUGAAGAUGGUCCAUCGCGAGUCCAUUCCCGUAUAUGUGUGGGUCCAGUUCGUGUUGGCGCACAUUUCCUGGGCAAUUGCGCUACGUCUAUUCCUCGACGCUCACACCAAGUGGUCGGAAACUCCGGCUCAGUCCCGCCAGCUUAACGCUGGGUGCUCUGCGUUUAGUCUCUUAGAUUCACACGAUUUAUGGCAUCUGGCCUCAGCUAACGCCUUGUACUUAACCUUCAAUGUACUUCUAGCGCUAGACGAUACAUUGGCCAAUACGCCCAGGCAUCUUAUACCUGUGUUUUAA
Messenger RNA from Parnassius mnemosyne (clouded apollo), 2394 nucleotides. The record is from the annotation of a GenBank genome assembly. NCBI's taxonomy places the organism in Eukaryota, Metazoa, Arthropoda, Insecta, Lepidoptera, Papilionidae.